Molecule: messenger RNA, 1503 nt
Organism: Naegleria gruberi
Lineage: Eukaryota; Heterolobosea; Eutetramitea; Acrasida; Naegleriidae
Exons: 1
Coding region: 1-1503 (500 amino acids)
Cellular component (GO): cytoplasm
Source: RefSeq, a predicted model, not a curated record
AUGAAACCGAAAUGUUGUAUUGGAAAUGUUUCGAAUACUACAACUUGGACGUUUAGUUCAAUAAUGAAGAGCAUUCCGAUAGAAGUUAUACAACACAAUAUUUUCCCCUAUAUGGAACAUGCUGAUUUGAAAUAUUGUAGAUUGGUUUGUAAACUGUGGGACGAAUUUUGCCGAAACACAUCAACAUUUAUUCUAUUGAAUGUUCAAUUAAAAUUUGAUGAAGAACUGUUUCAUUUAAACAGAAAAGGAUUCGGUUUCCACGAUUGGACAAUCAACAAAUUGAAAAUUGUAAAUAAUAAUAUUGACUAUGAAUAUAUUUAUCAGAUUUUAAGAGAAAUUAAACGAAAGAGCGAUUUGGAACAUUUAAUUUUGGAUAAAAGAAUUGAUUUCAAUCAGCCAAUGAGUCAACUGGUAUUAAAUUUCCCAAAUUUGAAACAUUUUUCUAUGAACAGCACAAAUCUCACCAAUCAUGCUGGUUUGAUUCGAAUAGUUUCCAAUCUAGAAAGUUUAAAACUAAGAGUAAUGAAUUUGGAAAAGGACUUUCUUCUAAACUUGACCAAUAAUUUUGGAUCCAAUUUGGUAAAACUCAAAAUUGGAGCAAGUUUUAUUGGAAAUGAACAUUUAUCAUGUUUGACAAGCUGUAAACAAGCAAGAAAUUUGAAAUGUUUAGAAAUUGUUUCAAGGAGACAUGAAAAAUUUAACAUUGAGGCUAAUUUUAGUAAUUUUAAGGAAGUGGAAGAGCUGAGUUUGGAAUUUGGUGAUGCCAAUGGCGAAGCUUGUUUGAAUGAAAUUGUAAAGAUUGAGAAUUUGAGAGUUUUAUCCUUAUCGAGGAUGAAUCUGGGUGAUAUUUCUAAACAUUUUGAAAAACUGAAGAGAUUAGAAAGUCUUUCACUUCAUAAUUGUAAUUUUAAAGGAUUGAAUCAAGUUUACAAAUUGCAGAGAUUGAAAUGUUUGAGUAUUAAGGGAGGCACACUGGAUGAGCAGGAUGUUGUGGGAAUUUCACAAUUGGAGUUGACUAAAUUGGCUUUGGAUCGUUGUGGAAUCUCUGCAGAUUUGAUUUGUAAACAUUCAAGAAUGAAUUCUUUGAGGGAACUUUCUCUAACAGGAAUUCCGCUCACUGAGGAAGCAAUUUCAAUAAUAGGCAGAGAAUUUACCCAAUUGAGAACACUCUCCAUUAGUUCAAUAUCAAUGGAAAAGGAAAAACUUCAAAGAUUGUUAAGAAAUGAUUUGUUUAGCUCUCUAAGAAAUCUCUCCCUCAUAUCUUGCAAUCUCAAUGAUGAUCAUUUGGAAACAAUCUUGGACACAACAAGUAUUCUUUCCAGAUUAUCCAAUCUCAAUAUUGAUUUGAAUGAUUUUUCAGAGAAUUCCCUCAAAUCUUUGCAAAAUCAAAAUGCUGCCUCAAUGACAACCAUUUCUACCCGAUCUAGAAAGUCCAGUUUCAGCAAUUCUGAUCGACCUACCUCUCCCAAAAGAAGAGAAAAACAAGGAUGUCUAUUCCAAUAA